AUUCCGGGAGGAUUGAGCAGGCAGCUGCGACAUACAGCUCUUACGAUCCUAUAAUUUAAUUGUAGGGGCUGAUAUUACAUGGUGUACGGGUGAAAGGUUCUAUCUCGCUCCGCCUCAUGGAUGCCGGAAAUUUUCCGCUUCUUCCGAGUAAGAUGGCAGCGUCCUUAUUUGAGAAGCGUGAGUUUAAUGGUGAAGCUACGAAUAGUUGUAGACUGGCACAUUCUUAUACUAGUUUAUAGUGAAGCAGUUGGUGGUUACAGCUACCUGGAGUCCUUGAGACAUACCAUGUCUCGACUAAUCGUAAAGAACCUCCCGAACGGGAUGAAAGAAGAUCGAUUCCGGAAGAUGUUUGCAGAUUUUGGAACUUUGACUGAUUGCAGCUUAAAGUACACAAAGGAUGGAAAGUUUCGCAAAUUUGGAUUUGUUGGUUUCCAGACUGAAGCAGCGGCUCAAGAGGCUUUGAAACACUUCCAUAAAAGUUUUGUGGAUACAGCAAGAAUCACAGUAGAGUUUUGUAAGUCGCUUGGAGAUCUGUCUGAAAGCCGAGCAUGGAGUAAGCACUCUCGGAAAAUGCAACCGGAAGGACAGAAGUCAAAAAAACUUACACAGAAGGAACAGGAUGCUUUGGUACCAAAGUCGGUGAAGUCUAAGAAGAAUGUUCCUACAGUCCUGAAGGAGCUAGAGGAAGAUGAGAAAUUCAAUGAGUUUUUGGCUGUCCACAAACAUCGGACCCAAGCUCCCACCUGGGCAAAUGACACCCUAGCAGCAGAGGGGCAAAAGAGACAGCAGAAGCAGCGGGCAGAUGAUUAUUUGAACUUCGAUUCUGAUGAAUCAGAAGAUCUAAGUGAGGAUGAGGAAUCAGAAGGAAGUGCAAAAGAAGAAGAGACUGAUGAUAAGGAAACAAAAACAAACAGGCCACGCAAACAGGUAAGUACUGCUCUGAAGAAAGAUCUUUCAGACAUGCAAUAUCUAAGGUCUAAAAUUGUCAAGGAGUCCAAGAAGGAGGAGGAGGAACGUUCAACGGCGGAAAGUGAUGAAGAUUUGGAAAGCAGUAUGGAAGAUGAUGAAAAACUGCAGAGGCAAGGAGUGACUAAAUCAGCACAGACACAUACUGACAGUGACUAUGAGAGUGAAGAAAUAGAGGGUGGAGGAGGAGAGGUCAAAAAGCAAGGACUGUUGUCCAAGGGCAAGAAGAAGAUGAACACACCCAAGCAGGAUGCUGUAAACAAGAAUCAGCCAACAACACCAUAUACUAUAAAAUUACGAGGUGCACCUUUUAAUGUGAAAGAGCAAGAUGUAAAGGAAUUCUUUGCACCGCUGAAACUUGAGGCAAUCAGAAUAAUCAGAAACAAGCAUGGUAAUAAAACAGGUCCAUUAUCAGACAUCCAUUUUCCCAUUGACAAUCUUACUAAAAAGCCCAAAGGAUUUGCCUUUAUUACUUACAUGAUACCUGAACAUGCUGUUAAGGCAUAUGCAGCCUUGGAUGGGGCUGUGAUGCAGGGAAGGGUAAUGCAUGUUAUGCCAUCAACGAUUAAGAAGGAACAACCUGAUGGAAAUCAAGAUGUGCCAGGAUCCUCCUCCUAUAAAAUGCAGAAAGCAUCAAAAGAAAAAGCAAACAGUGCCAGUACUCACAACUGGAACACCCUGUUCAUGGGCACCAAUGCUGUGGCUGAUGCAAUCGCACAGAAAUACAGCACAACAAAAGGCAAAGUUUUGGACCAUGAAGGCAAAGGCAGUGUUGCUGUAAGGAUGGCCUUGGGAGAAACUGAGCUUGUACAGGAGACCAGACAAUUCCUGAUUAAUAAUGGUGUAUGCCUGGAUGCUUUCAGCCAGGCAGCAGCUGAACGCAGUAAGAUGGUGAUUCUUGUAAAGAAUCUCCCAGCAGGUACUGAAUCAGGAGAGCUGGAGAAAGUUUUUAGCAAAUAUGGAGACUUGGGUCGUGUUGUUCUACCACCAGCAGGCAUUACGGCCAUAGUAGAAUUUUUGGAGCCUACUGAAGCAAAGCUUGCCUUCUCAAAACUGGCUUACUCCAAGUUUCAUCAUGUACCUCUUUAUUUGGAAUGGGCACCAACUGGAGUCUUUAUAUCAUGUGUAGAAAAGAAAGAAAAACAAAGAACUGCACUCCCAGAAGAAGGAGACAAAGAUCUGCAGGAGAGUAAAGAAGAGAAUCUUGAGGAAGAAAGUGAAGAAGAAGAAGAAACUGUACCAGGACGUACCUUAUUUAUUAAAAAUCUCAACUUCUCGACUACAGAAGAAAGCCUUAGAGAAACAUUUUCAAAAAUUGGAAAAGUAAAAAGUUGUUCCAUCUCAAAGAAGAAAGACAAGACUGGUGCCUUGCUGUCCAUGGGUUAUGGCUUUGUGGAGUAUAAACGACCAGAACAUAUGCAGAAAGCAAUGAAACUGCUGCAGCACUGUACUGUUGAUGGUCAUCGGCUUGAGUUGAAAAUAUCAGAACGGGCCACAAAAUCUGCUGUGGCUCCAUCCAGAAAGAAACAAACCGCAAAGAAACAAACCAGUUCAAAGAUCUUGGUACGAAAUGUUCCUUUCCAGGCAACUGUUAGAGAGAUUCGUGAGCUGUUCAGCACUUUUGGAGAGUUGAAGACAGUACGUCUGCCGAAGAAAAUGAGUGGAACAGGUUCCCACAGAGGGUUUGCAUUUGUGGACUUUCUCACCAAGCAGGAUGCAAAGAAAGCAUUUACAGCGCUGUGCCACAGCACCCAUCUGUACGGGAGGAGGCUUGUUCUGGAGUGGGCAGAUUCAGAAGAGUCUGUCGAGGCCUUGAGAAGGAAAACUGCAGAGCAUUUUCAUGAGACUCCAAAGAAAAGGAAGAAAAGAUCAGACAUCUUGGAAGAAAUAGUGGAGCAGCUUGACGAAGAAGAGGAUGAAAACUAGAAUUCUGUGAUUUUUAUUCUGUGAAGAAGACUGCUGGGAAUAAAUGGAAUCCACUUCAGGAUUCAUGAACUUUUUAGAAUUUGUAACUGACUUUUUUAUAUGAAAUGGAUCACUGAUCUAGUCACCGAAUGGACAGUGUGUUUUAUGCUGCGCAGUUAAAAACACCGUUCAUGCAGUGAUAUUUUUACAACACACGUUUACAUGGCAGUUAGAAGGUAAUGGACAAGGGAGAAGUAAUUACUGUGCCAGUGUGUGACAGAAAAAUGCUGUGGGACCUAGCAGCUUCGUAAAGAUGCCAUCCUUCGAUGGUUACGUGCCGUAAAAUUCCCAAGGGGAAUAAUGUUAGCAUGAAAAUGUUCCUGACUGGGGGUGCACCCACAGAAAUGCUAUUAAUUUUACUUUAGUAUUGGAGGUGUAAACUCCACCUUCCAUGAUCAUGUAAGACAUACAGAUUUUAAAUACUGUGGCUGAGAUACAGAGCAUAUAUUUACAUAGUUAUUUUAUAUUGUCUUGGCUGAGGAGACAUUUGAAGUGGUAUCAUAAGUCUCACCCUUGAAAAUAUUAGCCCUGCUUUCUUCUAGAUCUUUGUCACUGGCAUUCAUUAUUUCUAGGGGCUACAGUAUAUUGUGAUUUUUUUUUUUCAGGUUGUUUUACUUAUAAAGAUUCGCUGUUUUGCUGCCUCAAGUAAUCCUUAUGACAGUAAUGUUUUCUUACAAGAGACCAUUAUACUUUGUACAACAGAACGUUAAUGUUUUUUAUUAUCAUAUUUUAAUGUACAUGAAACUGUAAAAUAAAUAGUUCAGCUGCAGUACUGCUGAACAUUUUGUAAAAUGA
Protopterus annectens (West African lungfish) is the source of this 3726-nucleotide messenger RNA. RefSeq names its product RNA binding motif protein 19 (gene RBM19). Gene Ontology annotation, molecular function: RNA binding. The coding region runs from base 121 to 2892 and encodes 923 amino acids. The transcript has 22 exons. Lineage: Eukaryota; Metazoa; Chordata; Ceratodontiformes; Protopteridae. The record is from RefSeq and is a predicted model, not a curated record.